UAUUGUUAAUGGUAAGGCACACAAACAAAUAACUUGCAGAAGAACCAUCAUCAUGGAGGUUUCCCGGUUGGAAAAUAGUUCCCUUCGAGAGGAAUACGUUCUUAAAUUAUGGGAUAGUUAUAUCUUGGACAAUUUAGUGGAAGCGGAUCCCUGUCAAAUAGGAAUCUAUGACGUAAGGACUAAACGGCGGAUCACCAGCAGUGACGGUUUCUGGGUAUCUCCAAAGGAACUCGAAGUCGUGAUCGAGGGAGUUACCUAUCCAGACCUCGUACAGAGGAACGGACUUGUUAUCAAUGGAAAAACUUACGACGUCCGAUUAGCCGAUGGAAAGAAUGGAAUAUUCGCUCGUAAGGAGUUCCACGGAUGUACUGUGUGUAAAACGUUCACACUUCUUAUCAUAGCUGUGACGGACGAACGCUACGAGGCCAAAGUCUGCAAUGAACAGGUCAUGAAACUAGGCGAUUUCCUAAGGAGAGCGGGAUUAUAAGUGGAAUAAAAGUUGAACUUUUGACGCUUUAAUUAGUGAUCUACCGACGAAAUACUCAAACAGCAUGCCAAUGUGCAUGCCGCUUUAUAGCCCAAUAGCACAUCAAAACAGGCAGUACUGAAUACUGUGUAUAAUUAUGGUCUUCGUUUAUAUUUGAGUAUGAUUGUAUUAGCACGUUAUAGAUGUAUUACAUAUGUGUUGUUUUUUUUUUAUAGAAAUGUUAAUAAAUAAGGUUUUGCAUAAGUAAAGAUUUUAGUUUAAUCGAACAAAUGAUAUAGACUGUACACUAAUAAACUUUAUAGCGAAGCGCCAGAAACAAGAAUUCUAUGAGUUUAUAAUAUAUCUUUUAUUUGGGGAAUGGCGCUGAGUUCGCUGUAAGAGUGAAUUCGUUUUAAGCGCUUUCGCUAUAACCGUGUUUUACAGUAGCAUGUAUAAACGAGGUCUGAGUCAAAGGUUGGUGGAAUCGUGAUGAAAUGGAGACAAAUAAAAUAUGAUAUAGCA
This is a messenger RNA of Magallana angulata, 988 nucleotides long. Its product is annotated as profilin-4-like. The transcript has a single exon. Bases 53 to 487 code for a protein of 144 amino acids. Gene Ontology annotation, molecular function: actin monomer binding. Gene Ontology annotation, cellular component: cell cortex. NCBI's taxonomy places the organism in Eukaryota, Metazoa, Mollusca, Bivalvia, Ostreida, Ostreidae. The record is from RefSeq and is a predicted model, not a curated record.